AUGCGCGUUUGCUUCCGCGGUUUUAUACUGUUUGUUAUCGGGGUCCUAUUUUACUAUAUUUUCGGACUUAUUCAAGGGUUUCGGAGUGGGAUUUUCAAUGACAAAUUCAGCCAGUGUUUGUUGAGCACCAGUUUCGGUAUUCCUUUGUGCUGUGGUCUUCUCUCAGUUGCUUGUGGUCUCACAUCGCCUCGUCUUUACCAUAACCUGAAAAUUCCAAACGCUUAUGAACCAGAAUGGUCAUCGAUCAUGCGCUGCGUCAUAUUUUUUAUGGGCAUAAGUCAUGCAUCCGCCAAACUUGAUAUCAUAUCUAUUUCACAGUUGCUUUUGACAAGCUUCUGUUUUGCUAUUGGUAUAUGGUGGAUUUUCGAUCGUUCCGUCAGUGGUAUUCUUACCGGAUUCCUGAUGUCGCUGUUGGGUACCGGUAUUUGUCUGGUGCUUGGGGACCAAACCAUCAGGUCCAUUGAUCCACUUCUCACAUCUUGGCUACCGUGCAUUUUCUUUUCCGGCGGUAUUACUACCUCACUUGUCGCGCCGCGGACCGACUUCAACCUGCAUUUACAUAUGUAUUUCGACUGCUUGUUGUCUUAUUGCGAUCGGCCAGUAUGUCUCAUGAUUCUGGCAAAACUUUGCUACCACUUUAUGAAGCACUCUGAUUUUACGAACAUUUGUUUCCUUGCUCCCUCUUCCCUUUUUUUUGGAGUCCAUAUCCAUUCCUUCCGCCUUAAUGUGAAUAGGGAGUCAUCUCCUGCCUGCUUUGCAACACUUGCACCGCUGGCUGGGCGCCUAUCUAGUGUGCAUCAUGCAUUGGCUGCUGCAAAUUACCCUGACAGAUACAGUGUCCCAAUCCGCCUGGCAUAUCGAUUCCAGCGUCUAAAACGUGUGGCCUUUUAUGUUAUCUAG
Echinococcus granulosus is the source of this 900-nucleotide messenger RNA. RefSeq names its product Insulin-induced gene 2 protein. Gene Ontology annotation, biological process: cellular response to insulin stimulus; SREBP-SCAP complex retention in endoplasmic reticulum; SREBP signaling pathway. The transcript has 5 exons. The coding region runs from base 1 to 900 and encodes 299 amino acids. Lineage: Eukaryota; Metazoa; Platyhelminthes; Cestoda; Cyclophyllidea; Taeniidae. The record is from RefSeq and is a predicted model, not a curated record. Gene Ontology annotation, cellular component: SREBP-SCAP-Insig complex; endoplasmic reticulum.